AUGCCUGCACCCUUGUGCUGGUCAUCCGUCAGGAUAUACGUGAUACGUUUGAUCGCCCUAUUGUGCGCCUGUUCGCUCAGUUUUGGCAGCCAUUUCGGUCGGGAGUUUUUAGGACCUCUAAAGAGUAGCUUGAUCCGCGACAUUGGAACCACAAAUUUGCAGUUCUCCGCAAUUCUCGCCUCCUAUUCGGUGAACAACACAUGGACACCCCUUGUUGCUGGAUUCCUAGCCUCAAGACUUGGUACAGCUCGCUCAAGCUUAUUGGCUACGUCUUUGAUUCUUAUAGGCCAGUUGGUGCUACUUUGGGGCCGCAACGCUGCCUCUAUUAAGUUAAUGGCCGCUGGGUUGUUUGUAUUCGGCCUUGGGGUCUCUCCAAUUUCUGUCGUCCAGGAAACUAUUAUUGUGCGGUUCUUCUCCGACCAUGGAUUGGGUGUAUCUCUUGCAUUCGGUCUCUUAGCCGGGAAAGGGUCAUCCUUCAUUGCUGCCUUCACAAGCUAUCCUUUAGCUCAAAGCCUAGGACCACUCGCCCCUUUCGUAGUUUCGACUCUAUUCGCUAGUUUUUCAUUCAUCAUCAAUCUGAUUUAUCUGUUCGGAUCAAGAUGGCUGGCCAAUGGAGCAGGUGUGGAACUCGAGGAGGCAGAACAGAAAGCCGAUUAUGUACUGAUGGGCGGAGAUGAUGCACUGCGAGUUGCUACGGAAAAGAAGAAGGUCAUCCUCAGAGAUAUGACGAAGUUGGGUGACGUCUUUUGGACAUACAUUGCGUUCAAUUUUCUUUGCGGGUGGAUUUGGAGCCCAUAUUUCAAUAUCGCAGCGAAUCUCUUCCAAGUAAGAUAUGAGUAUUCGGAGUACGACGCAGGCAAGAUUGCAUCAUUCUUGCAUGCUGGUAGUAUCAUCCUUUAUCCUAUUGUUGGAUUCAUAACGGACAGGUUUCAGGGAAGAUCAACGAUGUAUAGAUUGUGUCUUCUUUCGUCGGCUUUCACUCUGCUCGGAUAUUGCUGGCUAUUACUUCCGCCACAUCUCACGCUUUCGGCGCUUCCUGCUGUUUGCCUUUUUACUUUUGGACAAGGAUUCGCCACUCUACUUUUGGUUCUUAUUGUACCCAAGAUUGUGCCUCGUAGACACGUCCCAACUGCUUUGGGAGCUCAUAAAAGCAUGGAGCAGGCCGGCGCUACGAUAUCUGUCACUGUAGCUGGUUACCUACUUGACAGAAGAAAGACGUCCCUUUCCCCACCUAAAACACCAGCACCACGCCUUAAUCAUUUGCCUUCCCAUCACUCUGGGGUUAAAGCACCGGGAAAGCUACCGACACCUGACGCAGUCUUCCGAGUUCUCUUUUGGUUUGCGAUGUUUAACAUAGCCCAGUUCAUCGGCAUCCAUUUUUUAUAUAGACUCGACUCAAGACGACAUGGCGAGGAACCCUUUGUCUCAAAUAACGAGGGUGCCACUUCUGCUUAUGAACCAUUAUCAUCUCAGGAUGGGGAAGAUCGCUUCGUCGACGGAGAUCCUGUAGGGUCUCUGGGAGCGGAUAGACUUUCGGAUUCGGAAGCUGAAGCCGUUGGCAUUGGCAAUGAUGGAUUGUCACUUAACAGCCAUCGCAUGGGCCGAUUGUCCACCCUGUCAAGCGAGUCCUUACUCGAUCUGGAUCGAUCAGGCAGUCGCCGCCUAUUGAAUUCUCGGUCUUCUAGAGAUUCAAGCAGAUUUAGGGGUGUUUUAGACGAUAUAAGCCUACCACCUCAGGAGCAUUCGAGGGGAAAGGCAUUCUUUAUUCUCUCCGGGCUAAUCAUCUUUGGUGCUUGGGUAUUUUAUGUUGUUUCUCUCGUGCUAGAUUUUCGCGGAUAUUAG
Cantharellus anzutake is the source of this 1842-nucleotide messenger RNA. RefSeq names its product major facilitator superfamily domain-containing protein. The record is from RefSeq and is a predicted model, not a curated record. The coding region runs from base 1 to 1842 and encodes 613 amino acids. Lineage: Eukaryota; Fungi; Basidiomycota; Agaricomycetes; Cantharellales; Hydnaceae. The transcript has 7 exons. Gene Ontology annotation, molecular function: transmembrane transporter activity. Gene Ontology annotation, biological process: transmembrane transport.